Molecule: messenger RNA, 660 nt
Organism: Staurois parvus
Lineage: Eukaryota; Metazoa; Chordata; Amphibia; Anura; Ranidae
Source: the annotation of a GenBank genome assembly
AUGAGUGAUGAUAAACCAUUUGUAUGCACUGCCCCUGGAUGUGGCCAGCGUUUUACCAAUGAAGAUCAUCUGGCUGUACACAAGCAUAAACAUGAGAUGACACUGAAGUUUGGGCCUGCUCGCAAUGACAGUGUAAUCGUUGCAGAUCAAACGCCGACACCAACUCGAUUCUUGAAGAACUGUGAAGAAGUGGGUCUUUUUAAUGAACUUGCAAGUCCGUUUGAAAAUGAUUUUAAGAAGGCUUCAGAUGAUGACAUCAAGAAGAUGCCCCUGGAUCUCUCUCCUCUUGUAACUCCUGUUAUAAGAAGUAAAAUUGAAGAGCCAGCUAUUGUUGAAACAACACAUCAAGACAGUCCAUUACCUCAUCCUGAGUCUACCACAAGUGACGAAAAGGAAGUGCCAUUGCCAACCGCACAGCCCACAUCUACCAUCGUUCGACCUCCAUCUCUUCAGGUUCCAAAUGUGCUGCUUACAAAUUCGGACUCAAGUGUUAUUAUUCAACCAGCAGUACCUUCCCCAACUUCCAGCUCUGUAAUUACCCAAGCGCCACCUUCUAACCGGCCCAUAGUUCACCCAGCAAAGAUGAUUUUUUCACUGCCUGAUAUACAAAUAGCCAUUAGAGGGAGAAUCUACAACUCUGCCUAUGAAAUACCAUCAUGA